UCUGCCCAGUCCUGCUCCAGCUUCAGGAGGAGUUGGAGCAGGCCUGGUCCCAACCUUGUGCCUUCAUCAAGUGAGCUGGUCUCCACUCCUGUCCAUGCCUGCUGCCAUGGGAAUGACCCUGUUUUUCCUCCUCUUUGGGGGCAUCUGGACUCAAGAGAUGACUCCGGGGUCUCUGCACAUCACAACUGCUUUGGAGAUGUCUGUACCGGGAGGGUCCUCUGCUUCCUUGGUCUCAACUUUCUCUGAGUCCCCAAACCUCAACUUAGUGACCCCCAAUCCUAUGACAACAAGGGUCCCAGAGAAGGGUAACAGCACCAGGCACCAGAUCUCCCCACCUUCCUCAGACCUCUAUACAGCCAAUGAGAUGUCCUUUCCUGAGGCUUCCACAGCUGCCACCAAUGACCUCCAUGUACCUGAGUCAACAGUCUUCUGGGAAGUUUCCACCAAGGAGUCAUCAAACCUGGAAAUUAAUGCAAACAGUAUCCCUGCUGAACCACCAAGAAAAUCUCUGGCACUCCACGUUAUGACUGAUGGAACCAUGGCAACUGGCUCUCUGGAGACCUCUGACGUAGCCGGUGGACCCCCCGUCACCAUGGCAACUGGCUCUCUGGAGACCUCUGAUGUAGCCGGUGGACCCCCCGUCACCAUGGCAACUGGCUCUCUGGAGACCUCCGAUGUAGACGGUGGACCCCCCGUCACCAUGGCAACUGGCUCUCUGGAGACCUCCGAUGUAGCCGGUGGACCCCCCGUCACCAUGGCAACUGGCUCUCUGGAGACCUCCGAUGUAGCCGGUGGACCCCCCGUCACCAUGGCAACUGGCUCUCUGGAGACCUCCGAUGUAACCGGUGGACCCCCCGUCACCAUGGCAACUGGCUCUCUGGAGACCUCCGAUGUAGCCGGUGGACCCCCCGUCACCAUGGCAACUGGCUCUCUGGAGACCUCCGAUGUAGACGGUGGACCCCCCGUCACCAUGGCAACUGGCUCUCUGGAGACCUCCGAUGUAGACGGUGGAGCCCCCGUCACCAUGGCAACUGGCUCUCUGGAGACCUCCGAUGUAGACGGUGGAGCCCCCGUCACCAUGGCAACUGGCUCUCUGGAGACCUCCGAUGUAACCGGUGGACCCCCCGUCACCAUGGCAACUGGCUCUCUGCCAAUCCCCAAGGGGACCAGUGACUCCCCCAUCUCCAUGGUAAAAAUACCCACCGUGACUACCUCAGCGUCCUCCAAAAACAGAAGCAGUACCCAACUUUCAGAUCAGGGGACAAAGGGCACCCUGCUGGUGGCUGUGUUUGUGGCCCUGCUGGUGGUCAUUGUCCUCGUGGUCCUACUCCUGCUGUGGCGGCAGAGGCAAAAGAGGAGGACAGGGGCCCUGACACUAAGCAGGGGGGGCAAGCGCAACGGGGUGGUCGAUGCAGGGGCUGGGCCGGCCCAGGUGCCUGAUGAGGAGGCCCUGACAGCAAUCGCAGUGGGCUCUGGGGCCGAGAAAGGCUCUGGGGGGCCUGAGGGGGAAGGGGCUGGCCGACAGCCCACACUCACCACCUUCUUGGAUAGAGGCAAGUCCCAGCAGUGCUCCUUGGGGCUGGAGGAGCUGAAGGCCGGGUCAGCUCCCCUCCUAAAGGGGGAGGUGGAGCCGCUGGUGGGCAGCAAGGAUGAGGCUUCGGAGCAGCCAGAAGCUGGGGAGGUGGAGGCCCCUCAGUGCUUGUGAAGAACGAGAGUGGAGGUCAGAAUCAUUCCCAGCUUCCAUCACUUUCCGUCCGAUCGUCAGCUCCAGGCUCCUUG
This is a messenger RNA of Mirounga angustirostris (Northern elephant seal), 1779 nucleotides long. It is a transcript of the gene SPN, whose product is annotated as sialophorin. The record is from RefSeq and is a predicted model, not a curated record. The coding region runs from base 95 to 1705 and encodes 536 amino acids. Gene Ontology annotation, cellular component: external side of plasma membrane. Lineage: Eukaryota; Metazoa; Chordata; Mammalia; Carnivora; Phocidae. The transcript is spliced from 2 exons. Gene Ontology annotation, biological process: regulation of immune response; regulation of T cell migration; defense response to bacterium. Gene Ontology annotation, molecular function: heat shock protein binding; transmembrane signaling receptor activity.